Messenger RNA from Paramecium pentaurelia, 808 nucleotides. NCBI's taxonomy places the organism in Eukaryota, Ciliophora, Oligohymenophorea, Peniculida, Parameciidae. The record is from the annotation of a GenBank genome assembly.
CAUGUAAUAAUCACAUAACUCGGCAUAUUAAUUGAAAAUUGUAAACACUGAAACCAGGUCAGAUAUUGUUUACUAUCAAAUUUAAGUAUUAUAUAGCAUUAUAUUUAAGGUUUUAAAUACUUAAACAAAAGUGUCAUGGAGCUUUGAAGAAAGAUAUAAAAAUCUGAAUAAUUUACACACGCAAUUAUCUUCAGAACUUAAACAACAACUUCCAUCCUUUCCAGCUAAAAAGUUUUUUGGAAACACUGAUCCUGAGUUUAUUUCAACAAGAAAGGCUGGAUUAUAGAAUUAUUUUAAGACUUUGCUUCAAAUAGUAGAUGCAGAUUAGUGUCCAACUUUAAAGAAAUUUUUAACCAAAGGAGAACAAAAACAUAUUAAAGAUUAAUAACAACCUUUUAAAGAAGACUCUAUUAAGUAAAAUGAUAUAUAAGGUAAUGCGUCAACAAUAGAAAAAAUACAACAAUAAAAGUAAUAAGAAAAUGAGAGGAUAAAGAAAGAAUUAAAAGAAAAAUUGGCAGCUGCAACUUAAUAAAUCAAAUAAAAAUUCGUUGAUUUAGGUAGUCUAGUCAAUGCACCAGAAGAACAUGAUAUUAAAAAAAAGAGAGCAAUUUAUGAUUAAAUUCGUAUAGAACAAAAAGUAAUUAUUUAUUCUUAUUACUUAGAAUGCUUUUAUAAUAGAUAUUCCUAAACCAAGUUAAUAAUCUAAAAUGAUGAUUGCUUAAUCUACGAUAGAGCAAACAUAACCAAAAUUAAUAUAGUUGAUAUCAUAAUUACAAUCUGGAGUAGAGAGCAUAAUAGGAAUUUGAGU